This is a messenger RNA of Helobdella robusta, 561 nucleotides long. RefSeq lists its product as hypothetical. The transcript is spliced from 3 exons. Bases 1 to 561 code for a protein of 186 amino acids. The record is from RefSeq and is a predicted model, not a curated record. Lineage: Eukaryota; Metazoa; Annelida; Clitellata; Rhynchobdellida; Glossiphoniidae.
AUGAUUGAUCAGUCUAAUCGAGCAGGCCCUCCGGGUAUGUACAACCCUGACUUGACGGGGAUGUACCUAGAUGGUCAGCAUAUGAUGAGAGGGGGUCUGUCAGAUCUCCCACCGAUGGGCCCACCGCCACCAGAAAUGUACGCUCUCUCCCCGCGUACCGGCAGUCCCUCUUCGACCAUGUCCCCCUACCCAACAAGUCACCAUCCACACCACGCCCUCAGAUCCAUCUACAACCCCCAUCAUCAUCAAUACCACCAGGGCCCCAUGUUGCACCCGAUGCUUCUGAACAACGGUCACGUUAUGUCACCACAUCUGGGUCACCACCACGGUUACGCCACACCCCUAUCACCGUACCCUAACACAAUGGGAGCGUUUUAUGGCUCGCCCUAUCCUUACCCCCCUCAAACGCCACCAAGUUUUGGUAUAGAAGAGCCGUCACCACAUAUUGGUAGUAAUAAUACUAAUAUUAAUAAUAGUAGUAGCAGUAGUGGUAGUGCUAGUACUACUGGUUUGUCGUUCAGAUCGGUUCAUAAUAUUCCUCAAGAUGUUCACGCCAGAUAG